ACACAUGCUGACACCUCCAUGACAGAAAGGGGAACAAGCGGCCCGUCCGGCCAAGCCUCAGUGGCGAGACGCAGACAGAUUCUGCAGUUGCCGCUUUCGGACUCUAGGGGUCACUUUGCCGUUCCGAGCAGUGCCGCCUCAGCCUGACAUGCCCCUGUCUGCCUUUCCCACGUGACUGUCUCUCCUGAAAGGGGGAGGCGGGGAGGAGGAGGAGGGGAAAAGGAAGGAAGGAAGUGGGGAAAGAACUUCACCGGAGACUACAAUUCCCAGAAGCCACCGCUUCACCUUCCCUCCAGCCUCGGACACCGACCCCUCCCCGCAGCGGCCCCCACCCCACGCACGCACGCGCCGAGCCGCCAAAACGGCCGUCGCCCCCACGUGACGCCCCGCCGGCCAAUCGCUUUCGAACCUGAUUUGUUAUCCGCCUCCCCCUUCUUACCUCUCCCCUCCCCUCCGCGCUUGUACGAUCAGAGCGAUCUAAGAUGGCGACGGUGGAACCGGUGAGUGUCCUCGUUCCCGCUUCCUCCCUCUCCGACCCAGCGCCUUCCUUCUCGGCUUCCGGAGGGGCCGGGGAAAGGCCUGGCGGGGGCCAGAAGGCGACCGUGGCGGAGGGAGAAUAUCCUAUCGGAGGGGUAAAAAAAAGAGGGAAGGAAGGGAAGGGGCGGCGGCGGCCUGGCAAUGUGUGUGUGUGUCUGUGUGACGCGCGCGCGUGUACGGCGAGCCGAAGGUGCCGGCGCGUGCGAUGAGGUGACUCGAGGGGAGUAGUCGAGCGGGGCCGGAGGGCGGGGGCGGGUGAGAGGAGAGGAGGGGCGCGUGGCGGGCGGGGGGUCUAGGCGGGUUCCGAGCACGAGCGGGAUUGUGCCGUCACAGCUUGGGCGGGGGCGUUGAGGGGCGGCAGGGGAGGGGUCGCGUGAGGAGGGGGAGAGAGGAGACCCGAGAGGGCCCGUGUGAGGGGAGGGAGGCGGGCGAGAGCGUGUCCUACGGGUGGGGGCGAGGACCUAACUUCUUCGUUUUUGGCGUGGUCGGCUCAGAGGCUCCCGCCGCUUUCUCUCUUCGGCCGCCCCGCUCAAAAACCUCCCUAUUUCUCCUUCCCUCGUCAAUUCUUGCCCUGCUAGGCGCCACACGGCGCCGUGGCACCUCCCCCAUCCCCACGUUUCCCUCAGCGGCCUAUUCCUCUCUUAGGCUGGGGCUGAGGCCGGCUUGCCUAGUGGUCGCCGGCUUCUCUUUCCGCACCCCGAGAGCAUUUCGUGCCGCCCCCGUCCUUGAGGUAGAAGACGCCACCUUUUUUCGGGGGGUCCCGGGCCUAGUAUGCGCACGCCGGCCGCUCUCGCCUUCCUUCUUUCACACCAGUAUUUCGCAAGGGAAACGUGGCCAUGGGGCGCUCCUUAAGAUCGGCUUGGAAGAACAAGCUUUCAGAUUCCCCAGACCUCGCCUAAAGCCCUUGGGAAUCUGUUGCUUGCUAACGGAAGACUGGUCCAAAGUUGAGCUUCUUCCAUACAAAUCACCCCCACGCCUUGGUGUCUGCUUUCUUUUUCUUUCUCCCUACCCGACACCCUAGGUUUACACAUUUGUCGUGAACAAAAGAUCGCUUAAAUCGUUAAUUUCAAAACAAGAAAUUGCUUUGCUUGUCACUGCCACCUAUCCCAAUGUGGGUGGAGUGGUAACGUUCAAAAGCAGGAUUUGGGGGAGGGGGUGCGGUGGAGGACUAUGACAGCUCAUUUAGCAACAUUUGUGCUGGGGGAAACUCAGGCUGUGAGCCAAGUAGCCCUGUAAAUUGGUUCUGACACUGUAUAUAGGCAGCAGCAGCAAGUUAAACUUGUGUCUUAGAAUAGCAACCUUUUGAAGGACUGAGUCUUGCCUGGCUGUAGCAUGAAUUCAGUAUGCCCCUCUGCAGUUGCCUUUAGGAAAAUGUAUUCUAUUGCUAACCUAAUUUUCAAGAGUAGGCAUAGUUUUAAAAUGUAUUAUUUUUCUUAGUCCAUACACAUUAAUACAAGCUGCUUCCUAAGCAUCAAAGAAACAGAAUAACUAUGGAGUGAUCCAUAAUUAUAAUAAUCUUAAGUACCCAAACUCAUACUCAUAAGUACCCAAACACUUUUGAAAGCUCAUUUUCUGAUAUUUCCCAGUUUUAACAAGUUCCUCAUUUUUGUCACUUUCAUCAUCGUCCAAAGCACAACUGUAUGUGGGGUAUUUGAAGGGGGCUUGUUUUAAAGUACUAUAUUUUGCAAGGUAUUCAUCACCAUGAUUGAAAACCUUUUUGGACCAUGUAGUAUUGGAAGGGUAAGUAUUCAGUCUUUAGUUUUGUAUCUGUAAUGUUUUAUGCACCAGCACUAAUUUUGUUGCUAGUUGCCACAGUUGGAUAUGAGUAACUUGGAUUCCUAGCUGAAGAGAUUAUGACUAUAUGAUGUGGAUUGUUCAAAGGCAUUCUUAAGGAAGAGUGUGAUGGGCAGAUUAGAGCAUGUAAUUACAACAAAGAAUGCAGGUGAUAAAUAAGUGUUUCAUCAGUACCUGUGCUGGCAGUGUCAAAUUGCUAUUUUCUGUUUACUAAUUUUAAUUGGCAUAGUUUUGAAGACUAUUGUUAGUCAGCAGACAGAUACUUGGAUUAUCUGGCAAUGCAGCAUUAUUUGACACAAAUAAUUUUAAAUUUUUAUUGUCAUAAUUGGCUUUAUUUUUUAAACCAUCUUCAGUUUCUAGAAGUAGCUUCCUUUCAGGUUCAGAAUCUUGAUUUGUUGAGGAGUGGUAACUAGUAGUAAGACCACAUUUCUUGGGACUGCCCAGAGUUCUUGACUCACUGGACUGGAUUCUUACUUAAGAUAGGCUGAAAUCAAUGGGACCUAAAUUAUUUAUGAGUAAGUUUGCACAUUGAUUUCAGUGGGAACAAAGAUCAAAUAGCCUAAUAUUGAUCCAGUCCGUUGUGUCUCCUGUUUCUGUGUGGUCUCAAAUUUACUAAGGUCCGAACUUGUAGCUGUGUAUAGUCUUAAGUUUAGUAAACAGCUUUCAGCAUCAUAUUGUCAAGUCUUGCAAAUUAGGAUAGAAAAUGGAAUAACAGAACCCAAUAAUUACUUAAUCCUGCCAUAUUUUCAUAUGUUGGGGCAGUUUAGUGGUUAAGAGAGCCAGUGUGAUAUGUUGGACUUGGAUCCCAGAGUUUGAAUCUCCACUCAGUCAUGAAUCUCACAGGGUGACCUUGGGCCAGUCACAUUCUCUCAACUUAAGAUACCUCAUUGGUUUCUUGGGAGGAUAAAAUGAGGAGAUGGAGAACUCUGUACUCCAUCUUGAGCUGCUUGGAAGAAAGGUGGGAUAUAAAAAGAAUACAUAAAAACAAAGAAAUAAAUGUUACAAAGCUUUUAAAAAUCUAGCAGAGCGGCAGUGGCACCACUGAAAUUGCGAAUUUAAUUUACAAUUGACUCUCAACUUAGGCAUGUUCACCUUAUACAAUUACGACUUUACAUGGUUGGUGGCCAUUUAGUUGAAAUUGUACAAAUUAAUAAAAGGCAGAGUUUAAAAGCUCUUUUUGUGCAGGGUUUUUCUAACACGGAAAGAGGUUUUACACUCUACUCCUUGCUUACUGGACUCUGGGAGACUCUUGCGACAUCUUGCCAAAGUUUGUGAGAGAGCCUCCUAGAGCCCAAUGACCAAGGCGGAAAAGGGGGGGUGGUGUAAGACCUGUUAGGCGCCAACUCUGGAAUGUAAGACUGCUUGUACAGGGGCAGUUUCAGCGGGGUGUUUCGACUAAACAAUUUUUUUGUGUAUAUGUGCCGUCUGUGGAAUGUAACCCCCUGUACAAUAUAUAAAUGGAGUAUGUACUACAUUAUGACCAGAUAGGGUCAUACACUGGUAUCAGUGUUCAAGAUCUUGUCGCCCUUUGGAUCUAGACAAAUUCCUUGAGAGUUAGGAUGAAGCCUAAUUGCAAUGGAACCGACUAUGUGAUGUUCACUGAGAAAUAGUAAUUAUAGUUUGCUUUAAAAAAACAAAACAAAUGUAAUUGUCUUUUACAAUUUUAAUGUUUUAUUUUUUAUAAACCACUUGGGUGUUCUAUUAUAAUUGGUUGGUGUAUAGAUUUUGUUAAGUAAAGUAAAUUGAUGUUGCAUUGUGGAGUGACAUUUCCACACAUUUAGAAAUCCAUAGAGAUCCUGAGCCAAGUGGUAGUUUUGAUCAGGACCAACCAACCCAUGGGGCAAGGUAACCUGCCUCAGCUGGCAGGAUCCACAGGGGCAGCAAAUCCCUAUGUAGAUAUUCGCUCAUUCUUCCUUCUCUGGCAUGGAAAGGGGCCCCAUUUUGUGGUUCUCCUCAGGUUCAAAAUGUCUUGGGCUGGCCCUGAUUCUGAUAAUCUGCUUUUAUGUACCUACAACUGUGUGAGAAGAAUACCCUUGUCCUCCACAUGAAGAAGCUAUUCUAACUCUAAUAGUACAGUGUCCACAUUUGCAAAAUCAUGGUCAAAUUCAUUAUUAUUAGGAGUUGGAAGUAUAUUUGGAUGUGCUUACCCUGCAAAAAGGAAAACCUAUGCAACAUAGUAUUAUCAGAAUAGUAAACAUGCAACAAGUCGACUUUGUACUUUGUUUAUAUAGGAAACCACUUCUAACCCUCAGACUUCAGAAGAAGAGAAAACCGAGACACCAGCAAGCCAGGAGGUAGUCAGUCCUGAACCAUACGUUAAGCAUCCAUUACAAAACAGGUGAGGCAUGUUUCCUCUGAACAAUAUAAUAGAAUAUUAUAACUUACAGAUAUGAAUUACAUUUAAAACAUUGUUUGAAAAUUCCUGUGAAAACUUGUUUUAUUGCAAUUUUUGACUAAAGGAUGAAAAUGAAAAUCUAACCUUUAUGAUGGACUAAACGAGUAUAAAGUGGAUGUAUUUCAAGAAAUUGUAAAAGGGGAGCCUUCUACCUUUACAACCAUGCAAACAAGAUUGUAAAGCAGCUGGGAUCUGGCUUGUAGUGCACACAAUGGACCUAACCUCAGCAGCAUGGCUUGAAUUUGGUGAUAAUUUGUGUGCCGAAUGCAAAGGAAUAAUCGGGAGCAUGGCUUACAUUUGGUGCAGUUGGGAGUCGACAGACUGCUGACCUUCAAUAACACUCCUGAUUGCCCCUUGGAAGAUGCAACAUCACCUGUACCACACAUGAUGUCAUAUGGUGUAUGGUGAGCAUGGCUGGGGAAGAAUGGCCCUGUGGUUCAAAUUAGGAGUUCUGUGGGCAGGAGGUUCCAGACCCCUGGUGUAGAACUUUGAACAGCAGUAUUGCUGCAUGAUAAAUAGCUCUUGUUUCAAACAGGACAGAAGAGGGGCAGCCCUGGAGAGGACACUUCAGUACUGUUAAAGCACCAAAAAGAACACUGGAAAACCAGUUAUGAGUUUCUAGUCUAUGCAGCCACAGCAGGUGCUGUGAUUUUCCAGGGGUUUGACUUCGCCCCAGAAGGACAUUCCAUUGUCUCUUAAGACAGAUGGAUGCCCACAACAUUUCAUAUAAUCCUAGAAUUGUAGAGUUGGAAGGGACCUCAAGAGUCAUCUAGUCCAACCAUGACUGGUGGCCAUCGAGCUUAAGAAUCUCCAUGUAAGGAGAGUCCCAAGGGAGUCUGUUCCACUGUCAAACAGCUGUUACAGUCAGAAAAUUAUUCCUGAUAUUUAGUCGGAAUCUCCUUUCUCAUAACUUGAAUUGCAAUACCUCAGCAUUGCAGGUAACACUUCUACCUUCCUAGAAAGCUUUCAAAGGUUCUAGGCGGCUCUCGCACAUGUUUCAUUUGAACCAAGUUAGAAUCUGCUUUAAGCUUUUCUGAAGUAAUCUUUUCAACUUUUAAAAUAUGGGCUGCGUUCUGAGGACUGCCUUUGUUUUGUUUAAGAAGACUUUUAUACUGCUUAUAGACCAACUAAGUUUGUUCUGGUAUAAGCCUUCGUGUGCAUGCACACUACUUCAGAUACCAGAACAAACUUAAUUGGUCUAUAAGGUACUACUGGAUUAUUUUUUAUUUUUUAUUAUUUUUAUUUCGACUGCGUCAGACCAACACGGCUACCUACCUGAAUCUUUUAUACUGCUUAACCAUCAUAAACAAAAUAUUUAUUAAUAAUACUGAUAAUAAAACUUUUGAAAGUUAUAUUUCACUUCAUUUAACUGUGAAUGAUUAAGGGAAUAGUCUUUUAAUUAUUGAUGUCCAUUUGACCUACUCAGUGCCUUAGGUGAGAACGCAGUUCUCAUAAGAGCCUGGCUGGAUCAGACCAAGAGUUGGUUGCCAGCAGGGCGAGUCAGAUACUUCUGGGAAAUCCAGAUACAGAGCAUAUAGACCACAAUCUGAUCCCAUUGUUUACCCCUUAGCAAAUACUAUAAUGUCUCUUAAGUAUUACAAUAUGUGGGUUUACAACUAAUCAUAUAAUGUGGCACUGAGAGGGUUGUAACAUAGAUAUCAGAAUAUGAUGUGUUCAUAGCUUAAAACACAUACAAAUGUGUAAUGAAAUCUGUGCUUUUAGAAUUUUAGUGGCUUCAGUUUACAGAUUUUCUUGUUUCAGGAGAUAAACUGCUAGGAGCAAGAGACUCUACCUUUUUUUUAGUCCGUUGUUAAUCCUGCUUUACGAUUUUUUCCCUUCCUCUUGCUGAAAGACCUGCAUUGCUGCAAUUUCCUGACACUUUUAAGAUGAGUUACAGCUGGUAAAAGAUACGAUGGUGCUGGUGUAGUGUUAGGUUCUCAUUACCAAAAUAGGUUGCUUCCCCCCAAAUUUCUCUAAUCAAAUCUCCUUGUCCCAGGUCAGUGUGACCCUGUAAAAACAUUGUUCCUGGUUAUUCUAAUUUGGAUAGCUCAGAUAUUUCUGAAUGUAUUGAAGCUCUGUUGCAUUUUCAAGAGUAGUUUAAAAUAGCACACCCCAAAUAGCUCUAGUGAAAUAAGAAUAUUGAUAUUGAGUGGUUGACUGAGUGGAAUGUAUAACUUCACAGAACAAUACUCGGCAACUCUUCAAGUCUGUUGAUUCUAUGUGCUUUCUGAAGUUUUGCCUAGAGCAGUAUCCCCAUCCAAAGAAGUACAUAUAUAGCAGCUGCACUGUGCACAAAGCACUUCUUUUUAAAGCUAAGGUGAUAUUGAUCAGUCAGUUAGUGAGAAGCAGCAGCAAUGGUGGACUGAAUCCAGUCUUGAUGCACCUGAUCACCAGGAGUUUACAUUUUUAGACACUAUACGUGCAGCCCUGACUUUUGGAUCAGAGAGGGUAACUUGCACAAGGUAAAGGUAAAGCCUUUAGGUCCAGUCGUGGCCGACUCUGGGGUUGUGGCACUCAUCUCGCUUUAUUGGCCGAGGGAGCCGGCGUUUGUCCGCAGACAGCUUCUGGGUCAUGUGGCCAGCAUGACUAAGCUGAUUCUGGCAAACCAGAGCAGCGCAUGGAAACGCCGUUUACCUUCCCACCGGAGCGGUACAUAUUUAUCUAUUUGCACUUUGGCAUGCUUUCGAACUGCUAGGUUGGCAGGAACUUGCGCAAGCAACCUCUAGUUGUACAGAUACAGAAGCUUGCUGCUCCCCAUGGAAUGCCACUAACUAGGUUGAGGUAGAUAAAUUGUUCAGAAAGCAUGCUUCAGAUUAUAUGCUUUACUCCAGAAUCUGUUUUCAGAAGAUUGAAUUUUGGAAAUAACAGUAUUUAUAAUCUCCACCCCCCCUUUCUUUCUUAGGUAAGCAUUCAUUAUAUCUAAAUAUAAAUAUUGGCCUUCCAUCAAAUUCUUUCUCCGUCAGCUUUGCGAUCUAGAGCCUCAGUACCUUGCCCAGUUCAGUGGGAUCUGAAAAUUAAACCUGUGGGCAUUCUUGCUAUCUAUAAUUUUCUUUCCUAAAUUUCUUCUAUGCUGUAUGAUUUUUAAGUCCUUACUAUUCUUAGUCGUAAUAGGACACUGGAUAAUAAAACAUAGUAGCCUAACAAGAAAUCAAUAUUUUUUCAGGUGGGCGCUCUGGUUCUUUAAAAAUGACAAAAGUAAAACCUGGCAAGCAAAUCUUCGUCUGAUCUCAAAGUUUGAUACUGUUGAAGAUUUUUGGGCGUAAGUGAAGCUUCUUAGAUGCCGGUCUCAUUCAUUCUUGAAGUAUUUCUUUAUAGUAAUGUGUAGCUUUUUAAAUCAGCCUGUACACUAGCUCAGAGCCUCUGUGGGAAGGUUUAUACUGCAUUUUUCAAAACUCAAUUAAACAUGAAAUUUGAAUUUUCCCCUUUCUGUUCAUUAUGCAGGAUGACAUAAGGAAAAAGAGGGAACCUAGUAAGUUGAAUGAAAGGGAUCUGGCAAAUACCUUGAUUUUUUAAAAUUGACAGAUGAAACACAAUUCAGGAAAAUCUCUGCAGGCACAGACUAAAAAUCCUUCAGAGUUUUUUAAUAGAAAAAGUAGCUGAUUAUGAAACUAAUUAACACCAACGUAGGAGAACUAUAAACAGUCAGCUACAGUACCUAUCAAGUAUUGGGGACUCCUAUGAGCUAUGCUUAUUAAGUCAGGAUGACUAACCUGUGACACACCAGAUGUUGCUGGAGUACAACUCCUUUCAUCCCUGACAAUUGACCAUGGGGCUGAUAGGAGUUGAGUCCAAUGGGAACCACAGGUUAGCAACCCUUGUCUAAACAUUUCAGGUAAUAAAAAUGUAGAAGCAAUUGUCUUGCAUUGUCAGCGUUCCUUAUACACAUGUGACUGGAUUUAAUUUUUAAUUAUUCCCCCCAUGCCGUGAAAUUAAUUGUUGAGAAUAAGUUUAUAUUCCUAAUUAAAGCACCUUAAAAUUUAAGAUGCUAGCCUGAUUUAUCGUGGUGAAAUCUGCACUGCUUGUGAUAGUUCACUUUCGUAAUUGUGUUUUGCUUUUUCCAAAUAGGUUAUAUAACCAUAUCCAGCUCUCUAGUAACUUAAUGCCCGGUUGCGACUACUCACUGUUUAAGGUAUGCAGAGUAAACUUAAGUAUUAGCUUGUUAAUUAUUAUGAAUAAUGUUUUGGGUCCCCUGUCUUAAAAUGUCUUAAGACUGUAUGUAAACCACACUACUCCACCUCCACAGAGUCUAGUAUUUCCUUGUUGCACAUUCAUAGCUUGACACUUGAUUUCUAUAAUGUGUUCAGGCACACACUAGUGAACUUAGCUGUUUGAGUUAGGUGUGAAUUGCUAAUCUUAAAUGUCUCUGGGCUGCCUUGCCACACACUGCCUCUUUCCAUGCUACUGUCUAUAAAUGAAAUCCUUUUUCUAGUUAGUCCUGAAACUUCUCUGGCAGUAGGAAAGUCUUUCCAUACAUUGGUUGUAUCCAACGAAGUCUUUCCACUAGUGCAAAAGCAAGAGGCCUUUCUCUCCCCACCCCAGUCUACUGCAGUUAAUUGGGGAAAGCCUCAGAACAGAGGGGUCCUGUUAGGCAGUUGGAAUUUCUUGCACCAACAGGAUAAUUUAGUUGGGUACAACCCAUUGCAUUGCAGGUGGUAUUAAGACAAAUGAGUUUAAAAUCUUAAUGCCAUGAGAAUAGCUGGGCUCAAAUGCUGCAUUAAAAUGGAGUGAUAUUGCAUUGUGCAUUAUCUAGAUUUAUUGUUUUCUGCUGAAAUUGCACUUUUUAGGAUGGUAUUGAGCCCAUGUGGGAAGAUGAGAAGAAUAAACGAGGAGGACGGUGGCUAAUUACACUAAACAAACAGCAGCGACGAAGUGACCUUGAUCGCUUCUGGCUAGAGACAGUAAGUUUUUUGUGCUAUUUUGUCCUGCUUAAUUUUGAGAGAUGAACUGUUUCAAAAUUCCUGAAGGGAGGAGGCAUGUUGAAGAACUCAUCAGUUGCCACUUCUAUGUACCUGUGAGUGGUGGUGUAACAACUUGUGUAGACGCUGUGUCUGUCAUGCUUAGAUCACUAGUAGCUCAAGGUGUAAUGGGUUCCUUAGGCAUUGAAUCCAGGUUCAUUAACAUGGUCCGCCCCAAGUAUUUGUGAAGCUUAUGGGAUCCCUGGGAGGCGGGGAGUUGUGGGGAGGUGGUAGUGCUAAUUCUGAUUUGAUGAAGGGGAAUAGAUAGGAUUUCCCCCUUGCAAUCAUAAACAAACGCCCCAAAAUGGCACUGAAAACUAUGCAACAGGUAGAAUAACUGCAGGACAAAGGGGACAACACAUGCUGAAUUCUACUGAGUAUGUCAUAGUACAGUGGUACCUCUGGAUGCGAAUGGGAUCCGUUCCAGAGCCCCGUUCGCAUCCUGAAGCGAAUGCAACCUGUGUCAUUUUGAGUGUCUGCGUGAGCGGCAAAACCCUGAAGUAACGCAUUCCGUUACUUCUGGGUCGCCACGGAGCGCAACCCAAAAACACUCAACCCGAAGCUACUUCAACCCGAGGUAUGACUGUACCUAUUUGUAGACCUUUUAGACCAGUGUUUUUCAACCUUUUUUGGGCAAAGGCACACUUGUUUCAUGAAAAAAAAUCACGAGGCACACCACCAUUAGAAAAUGUUAAAAAAUUUAACUCUGUGCCUAUAUUGACUGUAUAUAAAGUAAUUCUCUGGAAUAGGAAUCAAAUAAACACAAAAAAAGUAUUUUAUAAUUACUUUAUUAUGAAAUAGUAAGUAAACAGAAAUAUGAAAAAUUAUAAAAUACUUUAUUCAGUGCGCAACCUGGGCCUGUUUGGCUGAACACAAAGCUGAUAUUCUGGCUGGAAUCGAAGAAAGACACACACAUAGCUCUUCGUCAACAGCUCUCAGUCUCUCUCUGUAUUUAGUUUUUAUAGCAAUCAUGCUUGAAAAGCUCAUCUCACACAGAUAUGUAGUGGAAAAUGGGAGCAAUGUCAAAAUAGCUUUGUUUGCCAGAAGGGGGAACUCCUUGGCAGUAUCCAACCAAAAACUGUCCAAAGGUAGAUCAGCAAAUCUUAGCUUGAAACCAUGAUUUUGUCUCAGUUCAGUUAUGUCCUUUCCACCAAGUGAUGCUGAGCUAUAAGGGUCCCUAACCCAGUCAAGGCAUUCAGUGGAGACUGAAGAGAAAUAAAAUGACAACUUCUCUGGUCCUCCUGGUGACUUGAGUCGCGACGUCUUCUUCUCUCCGCUGCUGCGCACACUGUGCUCGGGCAGGAAGGAAGUCGGAAGAUGAUGUCCUACUGUGAUAGGUCCAGGCUGGAGUCUGGACCAAUCACAGCCCGGACAUAAGAAAAGUGGAGGGUGUCCCCCUGAGGAGCGCCAAUUGGCGCCCUUGCUGGCCAAGGGUGGGGUCAAAAACCCCACCCCACCCCCAUAUCCAGGACACAGUCCGGCGCCCGCCUAGUGGGCGAAAAUUUGAAUUUUUUAAAAAAAACUUUCGGAUUUUUCAAUUUUUCCCACGGCACACCAGGCAACAUCUCACGGCACACUAGUGUGCCGCGGAACAGUGGUUGAAAAACACUGUUUUAGACAACAAAGGAAGUUGUUCAUCAUCUGAGUAAAAUUGUAUCCUGUUGGGAUGCUUUUGUUUUGAGAGGAUUUGUGUUGUCACAUGAGGGCUUAACAAAGUGGAAGGAAUUUGCAGUUUACUGUAGACUUACUCUUGCAUUUUUGUAUGUGGAUCCCAGCCCUAAAUUUGCAUUCCCUGGCUCUUGAUAUCCGAAAAGGAGCCCCUUAGCAUGAGUGGCUGCUUGCAUGUAGCACCCAGUAGCACAGGACUCCUUUUCAGAGGUUGCUAGCCAUGGGACACAAAAUCAAUGGUGGGGCCAACAUGCCUCCUGCUUCAACAUGUGCAUUCCUUACGUAUGAGUAAUCUGUAAAUAGGACUUGACACAAAUUUGUUUGGUAGUUUUCUGAUAAAUCACUCAGGUCUCUGACUUGCUUGUGACAUGGUUCUGGCCCAGGGUGUCAGAAGGUGCCUCUUGUUGCAGUUACAUAGAUUAUUUUGGCCUCAUUUGCCUUGGGCAAAUUAACAUUGUGUUCAGGGUUUUGGAGAAUGCCACAUCUUUAUCUCCAUGCCCAUUUACAUUUGGACUUCUUGUUAUUUUUGAUGCGGUGGACCAGUUUAGAUGGCUAGUAGGGAUAUUUGGUCUGGCUCCUGAGUAAUUUGAUUUCUUUCUCCAUCCAAGGGUCCUUAAUUGUAGCUCUGCCCUUUCAAGUUGACAAUGUGUUAUCUGGAGCUCAGUUUAUUGCCAGUGGUUUCUAACAUACAACUGAAGAUGCUGAGAGUUUGGAACUGAUUGCCAUCAAUACCCUGAUACCACCCAGCUCUUAACUGAACAACUACAAAGAACUAUCUCAAUUCUAAAUCUAUGGUAGAUGAAACAGACUGAACUUGCAUCUGGGCAAGAAAGAGUACAGUGGGCCCACCACUUAUGCAAGGGUUCAGUUCUUGGGGUCCGUGCCCAAAGGCAAAAUUGUACAAAGAUGGGAACCUUUGGAACUGCUCACCCUCUGCCCCCCACAAGGCAAAGGGUUACUUAUUGGGCCCUGGGAAAGUUGCAGGAGGGCCCUAGAAUGCACCCAUGACCUGCCCAGUAUGGGAAAUAAAUUGAGAGAGGGAACAACAGGUUUUCCCCCACUCUCCAUAUAUUUAUUUACUUUCCCUCAUCUGUGUACGGUUGUGAUAAGUAAAUUGUGUAUAAGUAAAUUAGGUGUAAGUUGCGGCUCACUCUAUUACAAACACUUGGCAACAGGUUGAUCUUAGUGGUAAUCUCAUCAGGUAAGAGCCUGUGGAUGCACAAAUCGGGGAUUGCCUGCAUUGUUCUUCAGAAAGCCGAUGUGUGGUGGUCUCUGGUUUCCUGUCAAAGACAGUUGAAAAUGCUUUCAUAUUAUUGGUUAUCUUGGGAGUGUUUCUUGUCUUAUGUAGUGUUCAUGUUCUUCCAUUCAUUUGGUUGUCUUUUUCUAUUUAGAUUGUUUAAUGGUCUAUUACUCUUUUAUAGCUGUUGUGCCUUAUUGGAGAGUCCUUUGAUGACUACAGCGAUGAUGUAUGUGGAGCAGUUGUUAAUGUUAGAGCCAAGGGUGAUAAAAUAGCAAUAUGGACUACUGAAUGUGAAAACAGGGACGCUGUUACACAUAUAGGGUAAGUUAUGCUGAAUAAACUGCAGUAUACUGUCUUCCUAAGAAUACCCUACAUGUGGAGCUGGUUCAGAUAUCGCUAUAAACCAGGCAGAAGGAAUUACUGAUCUGUGGGUCAAAUUAGGAGCCUUACAAGUCCAGCCAUGCCGACCCAUUGAUCACCUGACACCCUAUGACAAAGAUGUGGGAUUGGUAAAGCUAUGGUGACAAAGGAACAAUCAAGAGACUUUGAGUAUAGUCCCAAUUGUUCCUUUGCAGCAGGGCUUGAGCACGGAAUACAAGUCCUGCUGAUGGCUGGCAGACUCAGGUCCUCUUGACACCAUGACAACAGGUUAUUUACAAGUGGGUGGAUUUGCCUGACAGUCAGAAACGGCCCACAGAGGGGUGGCCACUUCUUGACCCAGCCCAGUGGACAAAAGUGAUUUUCCACCUCUGCUAUAAACCAUGGCUUAUUGUGAUAGGAACAAUAUGUUGCACAGACACUUUCCAAUUCCUCCAGCAUUACUCCAAGGAGAAGAUCAAAAGCUUUUACUUCAGGGUUUUUAUGUUUUUUAAAGAAAGGUAGCUUGUUUUGUCCAAAUCCAACUAACUGGCUAAUAUUGACGAUGGUUUGCAAAUUUCAAAGCAUGUAAUAUGAAGUUUGUUUGUUUCCAAAAAAAACCAUAAUUAACCACUGUUAAGAGUAUGGAUGUAAUGCUAAACUGCAGUUAAUUGCAAAUGGAAGCAAGAGCAUCCCAUCUCCUCCAUGGCCACACUGGAGAAGGAAUGGAGAUGUAUAAGCCCCAAACUUAUUGCAGCUCAUUCCCAUCACUGUAAACCAUGGCUAAUCAUGAUGCCUACACUGUUGCACUAUGUGCAGCCUAAUCUUAUACAUUCUCAUAAUCUUUACUCAGAAAUCUUACUCUGUUCAGUGAAACUUAGUCUCAGGUAAAUGUGCAUAGAUCUGCAGCCUGUUUCCAUUGAUACCAAGGAUAAUGAAGGAAAUUGAAACAACUCCAUCCUCUUGGGAAUGUUCAGCUGAAACUUACUCUUUCACAAGUAUGAUGUAAUGGUUUGUUUCUGGACAGUUUCACAGUGGGUACUAAUUUCAGUUGCAAAAGAUUGGAGAUUAUAGUGUUGCUUAAGCAUGAAAUAUACCCUAUGACUUUAUAUUCUACAUAUUACAGAAUGAGGAGGUUUAAUUCAGAGUAUAUUUAAAUUCUAUGAAAGUAUAUUAAAUCCAUUGAAACCACAUGAACAUGGAUUUGGAAAUACAUAGACUUUGGAAUGAGUAUUUAUUGAAAGGAAAACUGUGAUUGCAAGCAUCUGCAUUUAUCGUGCAUACAGCAUAUUGUCCGCUAUUGGACAUACACUUAGUUACUUGUAAUUGCUGUCAUUGAAUGGGUUGAAUAAAUCAAAGGUGUUCUGUAAAGUUAAGACUGGCCACGUUUCUCUAAAAAUAGAAGUUUUGUGUCAGAGCCAAUAAAACUUUGUGCAAAUGUUAUGAGAUAGCUGUGGUCAUGUCAAGAAUCAAACAUUAUUUUGGCUGCAAACCUAAACACCCUUAUAUGGUACAAAGGGAUCUCUGAGUAGGCUUGUGAAGCAUUGCAAUUAGUAUUGGAAUAGGAUUCUAUUUUGAGAAAUGCACUACAAUAUGCCUGACUUACAGCUGUGCGUGUGCUAGUGAAUGAAUUAACUUUAUCUAAGCCAGCUGGAGGGUCUGGACCCCCUAGGUUACGGGCCUGAUUCAAGGUGGGUUGCAGCAGUAGCACAGUCACCAUGCAAAUAUGGUAAAAGGUUAAAUAAUGGGUUCCCGAAUGCUUGUUUGGGUUAAAACUGAGUCCUGGGUCUGAAAAGGUUGAAGAUCCCUGAAAUCAACAGUGAUCUCAGUCCAGACCUCCAGCCUACAAAAUGAGACCAGCUUCCCAUUAUUCAAAGGAUGUAAUCGGGGCUUUCUCACCUGUAAUUGUUGUGCAGAAGAUGAAAUUUGGCAGGUGUGCACGUUCACCUUUGUGUGAUAAGCUGCACUUGCCAAACUUCCUUCCUUAAUGUAGCUGUUAGUGGCGAAAGAGUUUUCUGCCCCCUUGGAUCUAUUUCUGCCUUUUUCCUUAAAUAGCCUAAAUGAGAUAAAUAAAAUGAUGCUGAAGUCACAGCUGCUACCAACCUUAAGGGGGGGUGGGCUGUGAGCUGCCAGUGGGAGACAGAUGGUUUUAAGGGACAUUCAGCCUGUAAUAGCCUUUCUUUGAAAGUAGAGAUAAGUCAGAGCAACUAAAAAAAGUUACAAGAUAGUGAGUCCUGGUGAUUCAUUAUGGAUAUAAUGAAGAGCAGUUAGAUUUGUCAGAUGAUAGCAUCAGUUAUUCGGCAGAUAAAGUUGAAAUGGAGAAUAUGUGAAAACAGUAUGAAUUGACUGCUGAGAUGUUUGAGAUUUUUAUAACAGCCGAUUUAAAAUAAUAUAAAGCUCUCUGAAAUUUUUGGAUUUGAGAGCUUUCAUAUGUGAAGCUAGCAUCUUGUUCUCUUCCGUUGAAUACUAUUUAAACAGAUAUUUUAUGUUUUUAUUUCUCAGGAGAGUGUACAAAGAAAGGUUAGGACUUCCUCCAAAGAUAGUGAUUGGUUAUCAGUCCCAUGCUGACACAGCUACUAAGAGCGGCUCCACCACUAAAAAUAGGUUUGUUGUUUAAGAAGACACCUUCAGAGUAUUUCAUAGGAGACUGCGUCAAGCAAUCGAGAUUUGGGAGCUGAACCAAAGCCUCUAUAUAAAAGCAGAGUGGACUGCAUUUAAAUCUGAUUUCCAUCUAAAUGUUGCUAAAUUUGUGAAAGUCUCAUUUGCUUUUGUCUUGUACUUCUGUGUUUGUUUUUCUCCCCCAUUUUUGGCUGAAGUAACCUUUAUCCAAUCAAAGAAUUUCAGUACAAUUUGCCCACUGAAACCAUAAAGGUCUCCCUAGCCCACUCUGUGAUGCUUCUUAGGAAAGUAAAUAUUAUAUUAAAUAUAUCCCAAAAACAGUGCCAUUUCUACAGGGGAAGAAACUACUACUUUUUCACCUUUGCAUUGUAUGCAACAUGUUUUGCUGGUUUGAAAGAAUAGUAUGAUGCAUACAUUUUUCUAGCAAAUAUUUCUUUAUACAGCAUUGUCUUUGCUGUAAUGGAUGCUGAUGGCUGCUAGAUUUAAUUUAUUGUUUCCCUCUCUGAUAACAUUAGUGAUAUUCUAAUUUCAGUUCUUGCUCAUGUAACAUUGGUGAAGGAUCUAUCUGGGAAUAUGACAAAAGGUUUAAUAAACAUUAAUUUUGUGCAUUCUUUGGUAAUUAUUUUGUAACAUCAAAGCUUUGCUACGAGUUUCAUGCAUUUCAAGUCAAAUCAGUGAUAUGUUUGUGUGAUUUCCUGAACAUAAUUGUGGAUUUUUAAAAAUGUAACACCAUAAUUACAUUCCUUACUAGAAAUAGUAUUCCUGUUUUUUGUAUCUUAUGCUGUAUUUUAACACUUUGUAUUCCUUAGGUUAUAUUUUGCUUUGGUUUAAGAACAGCUCGAAUAGAAACGCAGUCCCAUUCAUAUUAAGACAGUGUACAAAACUGUAAAUAAAAUGUGUACAGUGAAUUGUCUUUUAGACAAGUAGAUUCGUCCUUUUAUUUCAUUAUAUUGACUUGUUUUGUACUACUACUGAUAAGGCGGUCUCUAUUGCGGCCUCUGUAGUAGGCGAGGUUGAGCCUUAAGGUAGCAUUUAAUUCGAGUUGUGCUAGAUUUUCAUAGAUAGUGUUAUCUUCAGACAGAACUGCAUUGCGGUGACUAUAUCUUAAAUGGAUAUGUUUGUUUAACUGUUCAGUGAAUUACAUUGCUGUUUGGGCAGCAUGCUCAGAAACGGAAUAAUCCAAUGGAACAUAAUAGCUGAAAGCUGGCCUGCCACUGCAACAACAGGAAACAGAAAAUCUGGAACUAAUAAACUGGGUGUCAGAAAAUGAGCAAACUGUAUUUACUUUGCAGAACUAUAACAAAAUGGCUUUCUGGCUCUGGAAGUGGUGGCUUAGAGAGUAGAAGUUUGGUACCAGUUACCACACUAAGUUAUGUUAACUUUCUCAGUACUGUACCAAAAUACAGGCCAUGGUCACUAGAUGGUACAGCCAUUAUUGCACCAAGUAGGCGUUCUGAGGAAUCCUGGGAGUGUGUUUGGCUGACAAAUAUCUGAACAUUUUGAUAUGAAAACUGUCUCUAAAACAGUUCUUCUGUUAUGUAGAACUUCAGUUAUACUAAGGUUGACAUUUGCCGCGCUUACGGUAAAUGUCAUGGUGGGAGACCUUUUCCCAGAUGUGCUGGUUUUGCCUUUUGGUUCUUGCAGGCUAUCCAGCAUGAACCCAAGUAGCCUUUUGUAUAAAAACUGAUACUGUAUUAUUGCAGUUAAUACUACCCCCUCCCCUGUAAUAAAUGGAAUCACUCUUGUAUUAAAGCAUAUGUGGUGUGUAAUAAUGUCUAAUGCUAUUUGACACAAUGGAAUGACCAAAGUUCCUGGCCAAAGUUUUACUGUUGCCAACUAGAGUGAUUGGUCUGUAGGUCUGUAAGGUUCUAUAAAAGUCAUGCUUGUCAACAAUCAUAGGACUGGAUCUAACAAGCUUUGGAUUUGACUGCAAAUUGAAACCAUGCUUAAAGCGGGUAGCCCCCCUCUGCGAGUACAAUUAAUCAUGAUGCAGGAAAUAAGUAGCUAGGAUCAGUGAUACUUUAAAAGAAUCAAUAAUAAAAAGUCAAGUUAUGGAGAGGGGGAUUAAUUGGAUUGAGAAGGUGGUGCAGAGAAGGGGUUAAACUCUCUCUCCCCCACCCUUUGCAUGAUGGUGUUCUAAUUGAAAUUGCCCUCCUGAACCUGCUAUUUGCCAGGCAGGGGAGUGAGUGACCUUGCAGAUACCGUACUAACAUGCUUUCCCUUGCAGGACAGAAAACCUGUUUUGAGGGAAGUUAAUUAACAAAAUGUCAUGGGGAGACAGUUUAAAAAACCAACAGCCCUCAAGGCACCAUGGUUCAAAUUUGCCUCUCCCCCCCUCCCCCCAGCAAGGGUUGUUAAAAUAAUAAGAAAAGCUAUGCCAUGUCUAGUUUUGUUCUGAGUUGGUUGCUGGUCUCAUAAGUGAUAGAAUCCUAAUUUACAGGUUUCCCAAAUUUGAGUGUAGCUGAUUCUUGCAAUCUAACAUGAGUCAGAGAAGGGCAAGAACAGCUGUCCAAUGAAACUGCACUUGAGUAUGUCUUGAAAGGAGAAUGGGAGAUACGCAAACAAGAUUUUUCAGAUGUCUCCAUGUGGGUUGCACAGAAGUACAGCAAGUGGUCUUGCCAUACUGGCACUUGGGAAAUAAAAUACCAGAUUUUCAUCUGGUUUCAAUAAGUUUCGGUAAUCAGUACAGUAGUGGCAAGUCCAGAUGCUGGUGCUGGUCAGCUUGUGGAGAAUGGGUGUUUUGAAAAAAGUUCCUAACCGCCAUCGUAUUUCUCCUUUUAAUUCUACAACAUCCUGUAGAGGGCUGGGCAGCCAAAAGGAGCACUGGUCCUUGUGGCUGGAGACCUGUGUCUGCGUAUCUCAUUUCUCCAAACCCUCUGAUUUCUGCCACGUUCAUCCAAUAUCUCCUUUCCCAGCCCCUCUUGUAAAAAUAUUCUGCAUUCAAAAUCUAGGAAUAAAAGCAACAUAAAAUGUGAAGUAGUUUACUGAGCACAUCCCAGAUUCUGCUGAAUUACAAAAUAUAUGUCUUGUGAUCUGUCAAUGCUUUAUGCUCUGUUUUAAUACUGUCAUCUAAGUAAUCUGGUUAGCUGUCUUUAUUAUUGGGGGGUGGGGGGUGAGAGAUGUACAAAAUUAAAAGACCAGUCCUAGUAUAGACAAAGAUGAAGGCAAAAUUUCUUAGUGGUUCAGUAGGUGUGAAUUUGCACGUUUUUACAUCUGCAGCAACUGGUGUAUUCUUUCGUACUCCUGUUACCUGAACAGAAUAUUUGAGAUGUUAAGUAAUUAAUAGUGAUUUUAAUUUUAUUUUAUUUUUUUAAAAGUACUCUACCAAUUAUCUAGCUGCUGUGAUUCCAAGUAAAAUUGUUACAAUGAACCAAAUCACUUCCCACAAGUUUUGAAGCAAGGUGGCCCAUAAACAUCAAUAGGAGCUGUGGGGCAAGCAAGACAUUGGGCAUCUUCCUAGUCUCCUAAAGGGAGAGAGGGCAUGUAGAUUUGAGUUCAGCAGUGGUGAUACAGCAUUAUUAUGUUGGAUUGACAUACGCAUGUCAAAACCUCACUGUUUUGCCUGGAGAGAAUGCAACCUACUGUACAAAGAGAAGUCUAUUGCUCCAACCACUUUUGCCUCUGCCCCUCACCUGUGACUGAAAAAGCUUUCCCAACCCUAUUGCAUGCUUCCUCGUAACAAAGAUAUUGCCUGGUGCUUCUCCUUGGUCUGCCAGCACUAUAGCAAAGCCUAAUCCCUGCUCAAUUUCGUAGGAAGAAGGGAAUACCCAGCAUAGUCUUGGCAGAAUAUCUAGGGCGAUAACCUUCUAGAACAGGCAAUCCCUGAGGAGCUCAGGACUGCAGCCAUUUAGAGAAUUCUCAGACAGGUGUCUGAAGUAUUAGGAAAUAAUGAGAAAGCAAAUAACUGCUGUUUGUUCCUAGCAGCCUCUUGGGAGAGAUGCCAUAGCUAAGGUAGAGAGAGGCCGGUAAACAUCUAAUAAAACAAGAUGGCAAUUAAGAAAAACGCUGGCUCCACAGCAUUGUACUGGUGCUAAAACAAAAGCUCUGUAAUUUGCAGCCGCAUUUCAGCAGUCACUACAAUAAGUGUAAUAUUUGGCUUAGGAAGCUGCAAGAAGGUAUAAAAUGUUUUAAAACAUCCUGAACCUUCAAUACAUAAAAAUAUUUCUUUAAAUGGUGCUUCUUUUAAGGGCCCUGCCAGAAAGGGGGGCUUAGAAUCCUAACAAAUGGUGGGCUUGCAUAUAAUCCAUCAGCUGUGUUAAAUGUUAGGCUAGCUGUAGAUAUUUAGUAGAAUGCGAUUUUCAAAAAGCAAAGAAAUUGAAGCAGAAAUCCCUUCCCCCGCUUUUAAUGUUACGUGGAAGGGGAAAAAUGGUUUAGGGAAACUUAAUACCAGCCUUCUGAAAUGUCACAACACUUGCCACCCAAGAGAAAAAUACAUAAAGAGAGCAGCAGGGAUCAUGUAAGUUGACCUUGGAAACAUUAUAAAUCCCAGGAUUCUUAAUUACACAGUUUAGGGUAAUUUUGUCCCAGGGGUGUCAUCUUCCUCGUGCCCAAAUGCUCCCAAGGAGUUUCUCAGACGUGUGUGUGGCAAAUAUUUUAACUCGGGAGGAAAAAUACUGGUGUCAGUUUAGUGCAGUGUGGGAAACAGUACAAGGGUUAUGUGUGGUUGGUAAAGCUGCCUGCCCCGCCCCCUUGCGCACACACACAGGAAACCAAAACUGGCUGGACCAAAACUGGAGAAGAUAAUUUUCAAUGUGAGAUACUUCAUCUCCUUUCAGAGACUGGGAGAAUGUUGUGCAGGCAGCGAGAGAGCUGUAACCUCUUGCCUCUUAAGCACCACAAACCUGGCUAAGGAGUAUGUGUUUGCUUUCGGAAGUGACGCCAAGGGCUGCAACAAACGCAACACUGGAGAUCUGUCGUCAGGUCUCCCAGUCUGCUUUUUCAGUUCAAAGCAGGUAUGAGGUGCAGCAGUGGUGCUGGGAUGGAGGAUUGGCUUCACAUUGUCCCUUCCAUGCCAUUUUCCAGAUCUCAUCACCACUCCCUGAUGCAGCUGGUGGGGGGGCAGUGUAGAGAGAAAAAGCAAAGAGAAAAGUCUGAUUUCUUUUUUAUUAUUUUUCUGCAGCAGAUGGCAGGGAAUUGGAUUGGGAAAGAAACUGGGAAGGACCUCCAGGACCUCCACUUUUUCUGGAGGAUCACUCCCCAAAUAAUUCACUACUGUGAUUUUUUUUAAUGAUUUUUUAUGCUACUGGUGCAUGUGCCAUUAAACUGCUUCAACAAAGCAUGAGGCUCUUAAUUUCAGGUUUGUGGGUUCGAGCCCCACAUUGGGCUAAGUGACUCUUGGGGUUCCUUCAAACUCUACAAUUCUAUGGCUCUCUGGCAAGUGAAGCAGGGCUCUUUGUGUUGCAGAUUGAAUGCAGGCUGGCUCUACAUUGAUCUUUUUAAAAAGCUAAGAAAAGAAAUCCCGUUACAUAUGCAAUUUUCCAUUGACUGCUCUACAGCGCCACCUGGUGUCACAUUUUUAUAACGCAUUUAUAACAUCAUAACUCACUAGUGUAGAUUAGUCCUGAGUGUCCUGCUCAUGGUUAGCAAUGGUAUUUCUUGUCAUCUCCUCAGAAGGUGCAGGGGAUACCAACUUUCUUCUCAAACCAAAACACAAAGACAUCAUUGUCUUAAGUUGGGUGAAGAACCUUUUCUGAGAUUGGGAGUUGCGUUCCCUUCACUGGCAAAAUUCUGGCUGCAUAACAGGCACAUGUUGGGCAAUUCAAAAGUGAGCAGGGCGUUGGAUGUGACUUUAUACAUUAGGGCUGCGGUCGGGGGGGGCAGUUUAUUCUAUUUUCAUCACUUCUUCCUAACUGGUAAGCUAUACAUUUGAGCUUCCACAUGACGCAAAAGCAAUUUCUGGAAUGGGAUAUAGUGUAAAUUUGGUGCUCAUUUUCAUGUCCUUUGCUUCCAAAAAAAAAAAAUUUGUUUGCAAAGAAGAUGAAAAUGAAUGCUAAACUUGAGCUGCAUUCCACUAUAUUUCUGGAAGUGGCUUUUCCAUUGCUCAAAUACAGAAAUCAACAGUUAGGGAAACGUCAUAAAAAUGGAAUAGACAUGAAUGCAGGCUGUGUUAUAGUCAAGCCAUGCAAAGUCAGAGAUUCACGUUCAGACAAACAAGGCAUCGCAGUUUGAAGACACAUUUCAAAUCAGUAAAGGCACUCCAGGAGUGUUUUUUUCUCUCUCUGCCCUUGCCAACCAUUGGCAGAGAAUCAUAAAAUUUAGAGUUUGAAGGUACCCCAAAGGUCACCUGCUCUUUCGUGCUCAAUCGGAGCUAACAGGAAUUUUGAGUUUUCCCCAGAUUGCCAUUUGUUCUGAUAGAUCGCUAAAGAGCAGGUUUUCCCUUGGAAAGAAGUGGGGCAAGGAGAAAACUGCUUGGACCCAUGCUUAGAAAGUGUGGGUCAAGCAGGAAACUGCCAGGGCUUGUGCUUUCUAAGCACAGCACAUGAGCCCUGUAUUUUAUAUAUUUAUAAAUAUAGAACUGAGAUCAAUAACUGCAGUCACCUGUGAAUGACAGCUAUGUAAAUUUUACAAUUUUUUAUGUACUCUAAGCUGCCCAGAGUGUUUGGGGAAACCCAGCCAGAUGGGCGGGGUAUCAGUAUCAUCAUCAUCAUCAUCAUCUAGUCCAACCGUCUGCAAUGCAGGAAUCUCAACUAAAGCAUGUGGACCCUGUAAGGUUGUGCAGAAGGGAAUGAGGCCCUUGAAAUCAAAAAAGUCCCCUGCGCCUGGACAGCAUCUGCUCCCCUUCAGCUCUGCGAGACUCUGGAUGCUACACCUACAGCUCAGGAGCUACAUUUUUGCAUCAGGCUGGCACAACCUCAUAAUGAAGUGAAUGGCUGCAGGCCAAACCUUUUCUGCCCCCAUCCAGGUGGCAAAUGGAAAAGUGGUGGAACUCUUAAGACAGCAGGGGGAGUGUUUGCCAACAGAAGCUGUAUAUACUGAUAAAAUGCAAGCUGACUUGUCCAGAUAGCACCGAUGCACAGCUGUCUGCAGCUGGCAUCUUUCCUGCAAACAGCACCCUCCUUUCUUUCUCUGGCAGCUGUUACUGGGAGGGAGUCCCCCCCCCAGCAGCUGUGGAUGAGUUCCUGGAGAAUUUUUUUGUUGAAAACAAUAGCAAACAAAUGGGGGGGAAUGACGGGGAAUUCAUAACUUGUGGGUGAUACUAUAUCCAAUCUUGGCCCUACUUAAAGUAGACCCAUUUAAAUCCAUGAACAUGGCUAACUUUAGCCCAUUAAUUUAAGUGGGUUUGCCCUGAGUAGGACUAACAGUGGACACAUUAAUUAGCUUCCAUUUGUUGAGUUAAAUAGAUUUGUUCAUAUCCUGAUGAUGGUAUCUAGUGACUUUAGAUAAAAUAUGAAGAAUAGUAUAGAAGGCACAAUGGAACCCUCCAUACAGUUAUUUGGUAGUAAGCCUUUCUAAAUACAGUGAAACUUACUUGUCUGCAAACAUGCAAAGAAUUUGAUGGUUCAGCUAGAAUGCUAAGCAUGCUUUUGACCGCAAUUUUAAACAUACUUUUUCUAGGGGAGAAAGACCCUUUGAACAUAGUGCAAAUUACUUCUGAGUAAACAUGCAAGGUAAGGAGGGAACACUGAACUCAGUGGAACCUAUUCUUCAAGUAGAGAUGGGGGAUUUGAUUCAGUUCACAUUUAAAAGCAAACCUUACUUUUUGCCAUAUGGUUUGAUUCUGUUUCUUAUACAAACAUAAAAACCCAUGGAUGCUCACAGUUUUAUUAGUUAUGCAAAUGUUUUGAAAUCCGUAGGUGUUACUCUGAGUUCUUGGUUCUAAAAUGCAUCUGUGAACAGAUAAACAGGUGGUCAUUUUCGUAGUUUUAUUUUAAGAGACAGUUAUCAAGUGGAUUCAACACCUAAUUUUAUUUCCACUUUGCUGUACAAUUGCCAGGUCUGACUCUCUAUAUAUUUAUCUGCCUUCACUACUUGUGGCAACAAAAAAGAAGAAACUUUGUAUUAUUUUAUUUCUGGAUAUGUUUUGCUAAAGUAUUUUUUUCUUACAUAUGUCUGUCAAAAUAACUUUGAAAACUCAAUAAAAUACUGAGUAGG
This is a messenger RNA of Podarcis lilfordi (Lilford's wall lizard), 23656 nucleotides long. Lineage: Eukaryota; Metazoa; Chordata; Lepidosauria; Squamata; Lacertidae. The record is from the annotation of a GenBank genome assembly.